Molecule: messenger RNA, 634 nt
Organism: Cydia splendana
Lineage: Eukaryota; Metazoa; Arthropoda; Insecta; Lepidoptera; Tortricidae
Product: gamma-interferon-inducible lysosomal thiol reductase-like
Exons: 3
Molecular function (GO): oxidoreductase activity, acting on a sulfur group of donors, disulfide as acceptor
Source: RefSeq, a predicted model, not a curated record
AAAAGUGGAGACAAGGUUGAUGUCCGAUUAUACUACGAGUGUUUGUGUCCAUAUUGUAUAGACUUUUACACAACCGCUUUAAUCAAAACAGUAGAGAAACUUGGGCCAUACAUCGAUCUUAAAACAUAUCCUUAUGGUAACGCCGAGAGGACAGAAGAAAAUGGAAAGGUCAUUAUCGAGUGCCAGCACGGCGAGGAGGAGUGCUACGGCAACAAGCUGCACGCAUGCGCUAUAGACAUACUCAAGAAUACUACUCGUUCCGUGUCUUACAUCUCCUGUAUGAUGUCAGGACAAGGGGAAAAUUCUGGUUCAGAUGAUAAUGGCGCCACCAGAUGCGGUAAAAAAAUGGGAAUCAAUGCAAAGAAGAUUAUCAAAUGUGCUAAAGGUAAAAAAGGCGAAGAACUACUAGAAUAUUACGGGAAAGAAACCGAUAAAGAUGUUCCGGAUCGGGAAGGUGUGCCAUGGUCGCUAAUAAAUGGCAAAUAUGUCAACGGUGUAGGUGAACUGGACAAAUGGCUAGCAACAAUCUGUGCCGCUUUAGACCACCCACCGCCACAGUGUAAAAAAUUGUAAACUAAGAUUAGGUGGAACAGAUUAAUUAAGAGGAUAAACUUGAUUUCAUAAUAAAUUUAUA